Messenger RNA from Manihot esculenta (cassava), 1123 nucleotides. RefSeq names its product dirigent protein 16-like. The transcript has 2 exons. The coding region runs from base 93 to 953 and encodes 286 amino acids. The record is from RefSeq and is a predicted model, not a curated record. Lineage: Eukaryota; Viridiplantae; Streptophyta; Magnoliopsida; Malpighiales; Euphorbiaceae.
CAAAGACACAAAAAAGAGAAGAAAAUUUUACCAGCAAAUCACCAUCUUCAUUGGAGAAAAAUCAGUACAUAUUUGCAGCCCAUGGAAUAUAUAUGCCAUUCAAAUAUAUAUAUUGCCAAUUACAACAGAACGUACUGCAUAUCCCACUUGCAUACUCGUUUGUUAUUCCCAAGAACCUCGAAUACAAACAUCAAAGGAUGUUCAAGCUUCCACCGCCAUCUAUUUUCAUUGCAGUGCUGAUUGUUACGAUAAACAUGGCAACAUAUUUGGCUGCCAUAGACCCUGCUGCUACAGCUGGGGAAGAGCCCGUUCUUGAGUUGUACAUGCAUGACAUUCUUGGGGGAAGUAACCCUACAGCUAGGCCAAUCACCGGCUUGCUAGGAAACAUAUAUAGUGGCCAAGUACCCUUUGCCAAGCCCGUAGGAUUUAUUCCCCCGGAUGGUGCAGUAGCAAUCCCUAAUGCCAAUGGCGCUAUUCCAACUGUCAAUGGUAACAAUGGCAUUCCACUAGGAACUGGCCUGGCUGGUACAGCUUUUGCAGGAAAUCCUAAUGGUCAAGGCGGUCAAGUUCAAACCCAGCUGGGGCCUGAUGGGUUGGGACUAGGCUUUGGAACAAUCACUGUAGUUGACGACGUUUUGACCUCCAGCCCUGAGCUAGGUUCGCAGCAACUGGGGAAAGCUCAAGGUGUUUAUAUCGCUAGUUCUGCAGAUGGAAGCACACAGAUGAUGGCAUUUACAGCCAUCUUUGAAGGAGGAGAGUUUGGGGACAGCCUCAACUUCUAUGGCAUAUACAAAAUUGGGAGUGCAAUGUCACAUUUGUCGGUGACAGGUGGAACAGGAAAGUAUAAGAAUGCUGUUGGAAUUGCGGAGGUCCGAGGACUCAUUCCAUCUGGUCAGCAUACCACAGACGGUGCAGAAACAUUACUGAGGAUAAUUGUCCAUCUAAAAUACUAAGAAUGUUAUUUAACUGGAUUAAAUGUGCGAUCGCUCGAGUGAGAAAAGUGUGGUAAAGGUUGGCAAUUUUCUAUUUGUUAAUGAUUCUGUUGUAACUCCUGAUGUAUUAGAUGUUUCCAAUGAGAAAGGUGAUGGAAUAUAGCAAAAGGCUGGUUGGUUUUUGAUUUCCA